CUUCCUUCGUCGUUUCACUUCCUUCACCUCUCUAUGGUUUGAACCAAUACUAUGGUGUUCUCAACCUCCUUCUCCUCAUUACUGUGACUUACCAUCAUCGUUUGGUUUCACUUUUGUGACGCUGCUUCACUCAUCUCGCCUCCGACGUGCUACGUCGAUUCUGAAUUUCCGUCGUCCUUGUUCCACUGUGUUGCAGACCUGAAGCUUACUCCAAUGGUAGAAACGACACACGUAGAACAUGAUGCAAAUCUUCACCAUUCAUCACCACCUCUGGGCACCGAGAAUGUGAAUAUUACAUCCAAUCCAAUGGUUGAAGGUGUAGAAAAAUUGGUGAAUGAUAUUGUGCAAGAGAAUAAUGUUAGUAAUGUACCACACUUGGAAAUGGAGUUUGAGUCUGAGGCCUUCACAUAUGAAUUUUAUAAUGAGUAUAGUAAGAAAUGUGGUUUUGGUAUCCGUCGAGAAUAUGCAAAUAAAAGCAAAAAAGAUGGAGUUCUUACUUCAAGAAAAUUUGUGUGCUCCAAAGAGGGUAGACGCGGUGCUGACAAACGUGAUUACUUGACAAAAGAUGCUCGAGCAGAAACUAGAACAUGAUGUUUAGCACGUAUGGUUAUUUCACUUGAUCGGAAGAUUGGAAAAUACAAGGUUAUUGACUUUGUAGCGGGACAUAAUCACCUUCUUCUGCCAGCUGAGUAUGUUUAUAUGAUUCGCUCUCAUUGACACAUAUCUGAGUCACAAGCAUAUCCCAAAUUGUAUUGGCCGAUGAAUCUGGAUUGAAACCAAAAGAUUUUCAUGAAUUUGUGUCAAAACAAGCUGGUGGAAUAAACAUUGUUGGUUAUACAAGACAAGACCAUAAAAAUUUGCUUCGCACUAAAAGGAACAACUCGCUAAGGUAUGGUGAAGUAGGUGCGUUACUAAUACAUUUCAAAAAGCAAAGUGAAAAUCCUUCAUUCUUUUAUGAGUUUCAGAUGGAUGUUGAAGAGCAAAUAACAAACAUAUUUUGGGCGGAUGCACAAAUGAUAAAUGAUUAUGGGUACUUUGGUGAUGCUGUCACUUUUGACACCACAUUCAAGACAAAUAAGAAUUAUCGUCCGUUGGGAGUAUUUGUUGGCCUUAAUAGCCACAGACAAACAAUUGUUUAUGGGGCAUCAUUGUUAUUUGAUGAAACAAUCCCUUCUUUUCAAUGGUUAUUUGAAACCUUUCUCAAAGCAAUGGGUGGGAAAAAGCCUAAAACCAUUCUAACAGAUCAAGAUGCAGCAAUGGCUAAGGCUCUUUCUUUAGUCAUGCCAGAAACAUUUCAUGGAUUGUGCACUUGGCAUAUAAGGGAAAAUGCCCUAAGGCAUGUGAAUCAUCUAUAUCAACGAAGCUCACAAUUCUGCUCAGAUUUUAAAGCGUGCAUUGAUCUACACGAAAAGGAAGAAGAAUUUUUGAGUGGAUGGGAGACUUUACUAGUUGAGCAUAAUGUUUCUAAAGACUCAUGGCUCCAUACUAUUUUUCGAUUCAAGGAAAAAUGGACAUGGGCUUAUGUGCAAAAGACUUUCAUUGCAGGUGAGGAUGAAUGACCUAUUCUCUGUGUGGGGUUUGUGUUGCAUAAAAGGCCAUAGACUAUAUACUCGUCUUUGAUGUUGACACCGUACCAUAGAAUACAGAUUCUUUGGUUCACUCCUAAGUCCUAACUUGCCCAAAUGCAGCAGCAUAUUUGUGCCCUUCAUUCAAGGUAACAUUGAAUCUUCUAUUUUUUAUUUUAAUUGAUUUUAUUUUUCUUAUAAGGACGACGGAGGAUGACGUCAACUCUUUAGAAGGGGUGAUGUAGAUACAAAUAUUCUAACAAUCAAGUAAAUUCGUGAUCGAUGGGCGUGAGAUAUUUAGGGUUAGAGAAUAAUUAAUGUUUUCUUUUUAAGGAAGAAUGAUUAAUGUUAUUUAUAUAACUAUUUGGUAACAAUUUUUGAUACAACCAUAUUUCAAAAAAAAAACUUUUGAGACAACCGGUUUCUUCUCUCUUUUUUUUUGGAAUAAAAACGAUAAUGAGAGAGAGAUAGAGAGAGAGAGAGGGAGUAAAGAUACAAUGGAAGUAUGAAAGAUAAGAUUGUUGUAAGCUUUAUACUCUCAUUAUAUUUUAGAGUGACAAUUUUUUGAUAAAGGACAAUUUUUGUAGGUUAUAAACACUGGUAUUUCAAAUUUUAUAAGCUUCCUCUUUUCUACUUCAUUUCAAGGACAACAUUUUCGAACUAUAUUUUGGUCAAAAAUUAUAGAUACUUAAUCGAAUAUAAAUAAUUUCAUGAAAUAUCAUUUGUCUCAGCAAAAAAUGAAAAAAGAGAAAGAAGAAAGAAUAGGAGAUGAAGUAAAGAAAUGUAUGUGAAAGAAAACGAAUGACUGCAAGGGGAGAUAAAAAUUAGAGGAAUAAUAUUUGUAUAAGC
Molecule: messenger RNA, 2414 nt
Organism: Medicago truncatula (barrel medic)
Lineage: Eukaryota; Viridiplantae; Streptophyta; Magnoliopsida; Fabales; Fabaceae
Product: protein FAR1-RELATED SEQUENCE 5-like
Exons: 3
Coding region: 966-1559 (197 amino acids)
Source: RefSeq, a predicted model, not a curated record